UUGUCGAUGGAGGGCGCUAGAUUUUAAAUGGCAGCCUCCAUGUACCGCCUCCAUCCCUUACCAUGCGGAAUGAAUGGGAUAUGAUCGUGUAAAAAAUGUAGCGCUAUUGUCUCGUGCAGUUAGUUUGAUAGAACUAGAAGAUUUGUGUAUUUUAUAGUUGUGCCCAAGUGGAGGCUAUAAUUAAAACUCAAUAAAAGCUUUCAAUCAUGGACGCGGACGAAGACGACGGUGGUCUUAUGCUCAACCUCGUGUUUCCCGAGAAAAAGAAGACGGAAGAAAAGAAAGUGAAUGCAUCACAGAAAACUCAAGAAAGGAAGACACUGAAACAAGAGAGAACAUCCAGUGCUCCAACUCAAUCAUCGAGGUCAAGACAUAGUGCUGGCAAAUCAAAGACUGACCAUAAUGCACGGAAUAUUAGACCAGCACAGAAAGCAGUCAAAGAUCAAGACAGGUCAAAGGUCACAGGAUCAUCAGGUCAUGGAAAGGUCAUCUCCUCGCUGUUCAGACACAACCCAGAAAUUCCUAAUGUACAUGUUGCCAAGGUCCAGUCCAGCAAAGAGGCCAUUUUCUCAGCGCACUCAUUCCAUGAUCUCCCUCUUCAUCCUCAUCUGAUAUCAACCCUUGAGAAGACACUGGAGUUCAGUCACAUGACUAGUGUCCAGCAGCAGGCCAUUCCAGCCAUUCUGAGUGGCCGAGAUACCUUGGUCAAAUCACAGACUGGUUCCGGAAAAACCCUUGCCUAUGCUGUUCCAAUUGUCAACUCUCUUCAGGGUCACGAUCCUAAGGUUCAAAGAUCAGAUGGACCUUUUGCAGUAAUUCUUGUGCCAACCAGGGAGCUGGCUUUGCAAAGUUUCAACACACUCCAGAGAGUUCUGAAGCCAUUCCAGUGGAUAGUGCCAGGCUACCUGAUGGGAGGGGAAAAGAAGAAAGCAGAGAAGGCUCGUUUGAGGCGUGGCAUCAACAUUCUGGUAGCCACACCUGGUCGCUUCUUGGACCACUUACAGCACACAGAGACAUUGAGGCUGGACAAACUGAACUGGUUGGUCAUGGAUGAAGCAGACAGGUUGCUUGAUAUGGGAUAUGACCGUGAUGUGUCUCUCAUUCUGAACAGUCUUAAUGAGAAGUGCCAGCAGAGACAGAAUAUCUUUCUCUCAGCCACUCUCACCGAGGGCGUGGAACGACUCGCCCAAAUGACCUUAAAUGACCCCAUCAAGAUUGACAUUGCCAAAGAGAGCCAAUCAGAUCAGAGUACAAAUCCUCUUUCUGCUAAGCAUCAUCUCGGAGGUGUAGAAACAGACAAAAGGGUGGUAAGGGAGAGACCGAAUGCAGGAGACUCCAUAUCCAUUGAGGACUUCACAACCCCAGAAGGAUUGCAGCAGCAUUUUGUGAUCGUGCCUAGCAAGUUGAGGCUUGUCACGCUGGCUGCAUUUAUCUUGAAGAGAGCUCAGACCACAGGUGAUUGCAAGAUGUUAGUCUUUCUCUCCAGUCGGGAUUCCGUGGAGUUUCACUACACGCUGUUCAAAGAGAGCAUCAAGGCUGUUCUUGAGAUGUUGAAUCUCCUGGUGCUAAGACUACAUGGGAAUAUGUCGCAAGAAGAACGGACAGAAGUAUUUUUGAAGUUUCAAGAAGCCAAAUCAGGCAUUCUCUUAUGCACGGAUGUUGCUGCAAGGGGACUAGACCUGCCCAAAGUCAAGUGGAUUGUUCAAUACAACACUCCAGGUAGACCAGAGGACUAUGUACACCGCGUUGGUCGGACAGCUCGUAUUGGCAAGAAAGGCCAGUCUCUUCUCUUCCUGACGCCAGCUGAGGUGCAGUACCUCAAUGUGCUCAGCCAACACAAAAUCAACAUUCAGCAGAUGGGCCAUGAUCAUCUACUGCACACCCUUAUGACCAUCAACCUUCACCUAGCUGGUAACCAGUACCGCCAGCCAGUCCACACAGCACAGGAGGCAGCCGGUGCCAUGCAGCGGGUCUUUGAAGAAUUUGUCAAUAGCAACAAGAGUCACACAGUAUUAGCUGUCAAAGCUUUCCAGUCCUUUGUGCGUGCCUAUGCCACCUAUCCGGCCUCCCUGAAACACAUCUUCCACAUUAAGAAACUUCACCUGGGUCACACGGCCAAGAGCUUUGGUUUGCGAGAAGCGCCCUCACACAUCACAACAGGACUAGGCAGACAACAGCUCAAGGCUAAUCGAGGAACCAAAAGAAAAAGGUAAUACAAUUGCUUUUUCCCAAUUG
This is a messenger RNA of Patiria miniata (bat star), 2235 nucleotides long. Its product is annotated as probable ATP-dependent RNA helicase DDX31. Gene Ontology annotation, biological process: ribosome biogenesis. Gene Ontology annotation, cellular component: nucleus. The coding region runs from base 207 to 2213 and encodes 668 amino acids. The transcript has 14 exons. The record is from RefSeq and is a predicted model, not a curated record. Gene Ontology annotation, molecular function: RNA helicase activity; ATP binding; nucleic acid binding. Lineage: Eukaryota; Metazoa; Echinodermata; Asteroidea; Valvatida; Asterinidae.